GACAAAACUCUAUACCCUCUAUAUCAUUUAUUGUUUAAUACUGGCUGUACUAGCCCCUAUCUCAACCAACAUGAGCUACACACCAAGCACAAGUACAAGCAAAAGCCCAAGCACUAGCACCAGCGCUGCCACAAGUGCUGCCACAAGUGCUGCUACGAGCGCAAAUGUCAGCCGAGUCACCUCACUUGAGCACCAUGACGGCGCUCACGCCAUGAGCGACCUGAGCAAGAAGUCUCACUUCGCCAAAUUGAAGAAGCGACUCGCCGCCGUUAAGAAGGAAUGGGGCCCCGGCCUCGCGGCGAAGGAGUGUUGGGACGACGUGUAUAACUUCCCCUCUGGGCGAUGGGCCGGGCAGGGGCUGGACCCGAGGUCCCUGAUCUAGAUGUCGAUUCCUAGGUCUGAUCUGGUUCUUUACCAAGUGCGCACCACUGAUGGCUCUGGAUAACCGGACACGCAAAAAUACCAAGGGCGUCCGCUUGACAAACCCUAAGCUGCGCGAU
Aspergillus nidulans FGSC A4 is the source of this 500-nucleotide messenger RNA. RefSeq lists its product as uncharacterized. The record is from RefSeq and is a predicted model, not a curated record. The transcript has 2 exons. NCBI's taxonomy places the organism in Eukaryota, Fungi, Ascomycota, Eurotiomycetes, Eurotiales, Aspergillaceae. The coding region runs from base 71 to 382 and encodes 103 amino acids.